Molecule: messenger RNA, 5050 nt
Organism: Taeniopygia guttata (zebra finch)
Lineage: Eukaryota; Metazoa; Chordata; Aves; Passeriformes; Estrildidae
Gene: MAPKKK3L
Product: mitogen-activated protein kinase kinase kinase 3
Biological process (GO): protein phosphorylation
Molecular function (GO): protein kinase activity; protein binding; ATP binding
Source: RefSeq, a predicted model, not a curated record
CCGCCCCAGCCGAGCUCCGGGCGAGCGGUGCCGAGCCGAGCUGAGCCGUUCGGAGCCGCCAGGCGCUGGGAGCCGAGCUGGUGACACCAGCCCCGGGUGGCCACGCAUGUCCCUCCGCGGGUGAGCCCGGGUGGAUGCUUGAGAGAGGAGGAUAAGGCACAAGAGUUUGGGACCGGUGGAAUGGAGGCCUGAUGUAGAUGGAAAGAUGGUACCUGAUUCAGGACAGCUGGAGCUCAGUUUUACACCACUUAUUCUAAGGCCUAUUGAGUUGAUGUUUGGGUAUUUCUGGAAACCAGCUGAAUUUAAGCAGCUACUGAAAAUGAAGAAGAAGCUCUGAACUCUAUUAUGAAGGAUUUGGCAGCGUUGGGCAAGUGUGGGGGGCUGCUGGACAACAACAGGAAUAAAAACAGUGUCCACUCCAACAAACAGCAGCGAAGUGUCAGGAUCAAGUUUGAGUAUGAAGGAGAGAAAAGGAUUAUCCAGUUUCCAAGACCAGUCAAAUUCAAGGAAGUGGUGCAGAAGGUCACGGAUGCUUUUGGGCAGACGAUGGACUUGGUCUGUGUGAACAAUGAGCUCCUGAUCCCACUGAAAUCCCAGGAAGAUUUGGACAAAGCGAUGGAACAGUUGGAGCUGAGCCCUUCCCUGAAGAGCCUGCGGAUCCUUGUGAGCGCUCCAAAGAAAGCGAAUCUCCUGCAGCCCAACAACAGCAAGCAGCAUGAGAUGAGGAUCUCCAGAUCCAUGGGCGAUAUCAUGGGAUCCCUGUACAAAGACUCCGAGAGGACGCGCAAGUAUUCCACAGGCUCCCUGCACACCGGCCGCAGCUCUCCGCCGCCGGGCAGCGUUCCCGAGGAGCAGCAGCAGAUCGCCCGCCAGGGAUCCUACACCAGCAUCAACAGCGAGGGCGAGUUCAUCCCCGAGACCAUGGACCAGAACAUGCUUGAAGCUUUCAUCAGCCCCGAUGACUCUCUGUCUGGGAGCUGCCAGUCUCUGGACAGGUCUGUGGACAGCCCUCCCUUUCCCCAAACCCCUGUUCCUGGAAGGAAGAGCCGUCCCAAAGACAGUCUUGAUUGCAUGGAUUUUGACAUCCCAUUCUGUGAGAGGUUUGGGAAAGGUGGGACCUUCCCGAGGCAGUACCAUCUCUCCCAAAGUCGCAAGGACUACAGUGAUGGCCGGAGGACUUUCCCCAGGAGUUACUUCCCACAGGAGAACCUGUUUCAGCUGGUCCCUUCCAGCAGAACCAAGAGCUUCACUGGGGACAGCAAGCUCAGCACCUUGCAGUAUGAUGAGUACAGACCCAAGUGUUGGAACAAUUGUGAAAAGGGUCUGCAGGCCUUCAGCACCUCCCCAACAAAAGCCAGGAACUCCCUGCAGGCACCUGUGAACUGGAGGCUGGGGAAGCUGCUGGGCAGAGGAGCUUUUGGGGAAGUUUAUCUCUGCUAUGAUGCUGACACUGGGAGGGAGCUGUCAGUGAAGCAGGUGCCUUUCGACCCUGACAGCCAGGAGACAAGUAAAGAGGUGAAUGCUUUGGAAUGUGAGAUUCAGCUGUUGAAGACUCUCCGUCACGACAGGAUCGUGCAGUACUACGGGUGCCUGCGGGAUCCUGAGGAGAAGAAACUGUCUAUCUUUGUGGAAUACAUGCCAGGGGGCUCAAUAAAGGACCAGCUAAAAGCUUACGGUGCUCUGACCGAGAAUGUCACACGCAAGUACACCAGGCAGAUCUUGCAGGGAGUCUUCUACCUUCACAGCAAUAUGAUUGUCCACAGGGAUAUUAAAGGUGCCAAUAUUCUGAGAGAUUCUGCUGGAAAUGUGAAACUUGGAGAUUUUGGGGCCAGCAAACGCAUCCAGACCAUCUGCAUGUCUGGGACUGGGAUUAAAUCUGUCACGGGAACACCAUACUGGAUGAGCCCAGAGGUUAUCAGUGGAGAGGGCUAUGGAAGGAAAGCUGAUGUGUGGAGCGUGGCCUGCACCGUGGUGGAGAUGUUAACGGAGAAGCCGCCCUGGGCAGAGUUCGAGGCCAUGGCGGCAAUUUUUAAAAUCGCCACGCAGCCGACCAACCCCCAGCUCCCCGACGGCGUCUCCAGCUCCUGCCGCAACUUCCUCAAGCAGAUCUUCGUGGAGGAGAAGCGGAGGCCGACGGCCGAGGACCUGCUGAGACACCCUUUUGUCAACUGCGGGCUCUGAGCGCCGGCAGCGGGGAUGGGAAGCGCCGGCGGGAGGUCGGACCUCACCCGGGGCUGUCCUGACAGUCCCUUCUCGCACGCUGCUGCCUCGGCCCCGCCACGCUCUUGGAUUUUCAAGCUGCUCUCGGGACUGUCGGGAAUUCAGAGCGAGGGAUUUCCCGGCCUGUGUGGGUGCUCCACACCACGUAACCUCCCUGCUGCCAGCGGUACCGGGGUCAGCCCCUCUCGCUCAGUAACUGCUCUCUUGGGGGAAGUGUGGCAAGCGGGAAAUGUCCCCUCAGCAAGCGGGAAAUGUCCCCUGCAGCAAGAGGGAAAUGUCCCCUCAGCAAGCGGGAAAUGUCCCCUGCAGCAAGCGGGAAAUGUCCCCGCAGCAAGCGGGAAAUGUCCCCUGCAGCAAGCGGGAAAUGUCCCCUGCAGCAAGCGGGAAAUGUCCCUUCAGCAGGCGGGAAAUAUCCCCUGCAGCAAGCGGGAAAUGUCCCUUCAGCAGGCGGGAAAUGUCCCCGCAGCAAGCGGGAAAUGUCCCCUGCAGCAAGCGGGAAAUGUCCCCGCAGCAAGCGGGAAAUGUCCCCUCAGCAAGAGGGAAAUGUCCCCUCAGCAAGCGGGAAAUGUCCCCUCAGCACAGCGGCAGUGCUGGCGGCAUCCCCAGGACCGGUGGGGGAGUCGGAUGCUCAGUGGCCAUCACCACCUUUCGCAGAGGAGCAGACAGGGCCUUCAGCCAAGCCGGAGGAGAUGAUCCUCAGACCACAGAGUCGGGGGGACCUGGGCGUCCCCGCUGACGAGGGGACCAACCCCGCCGGAGCAGCGGGCGCUGUGGCGGGCGGCGUUUCACACUGUCCUGUGCCUUACGCGGUUACAAUCAAGGAGUGAUGCUCGGCUCGGAUCUGGCGCGAGGGUGCAGCAGCCGUGUUGACUUCGCCUUGGCGCGUGUGUGUGUGCGUGUGUGAGUCUGGAACCAGGGGGUCCUCUCGGGGUGCAGGAGGUCUCUGCCGGGUACACCCGCGGACGGAUGCCCAGGACCCCUGCCGUGGGCUGAGGGAUGGGUAAAUGAUGGUGGUGGUGUUUAAAUAAGUGGGCAUGGCUGAGCAGCAGCCAGAUUGUGCUGGAAGCCAUCAGGAUUCAGGUGGGAGUCGAAGGGAAUAUCAGCAAGGAUGGCUCUGCUCUCAGCUACAGUUCUGCUGAGCCCUGGUCGUGCUGGAGGGAUGCCAUCGUGUUCUGGAAGUGGAGCUGCAGGGAGAGCCCAGUGGAUCUCUGUAAAACACAAGAGAGUUCCUAAAAUUAGGCAGAGAGGAGUGAUGCCUGUGAAUCUGGGUGCGUCCUCCUCUGGGCACCUCCUCCUCUGUGCCUUAUGGACCAUCCCCAGGUACAGGGAAGGGGAGCAUCACUUCCAUGGUAGUGCCCAAGAGAGCAGCUGCAGGACAAUGGAGCCUCAGACUGGGAAAGAGUGGAGCUGCAGCAGUGGAGGGCAGCUGGAAGCAGAUUCUUUCCCACAGUAGGUUUGAAGUUGUAUGAGAAAAUGGGCCAGUCAAAAGCUGAGCUGGGCUACAGCCUCUGACCAGUGCUACCCCACUGGGAAACCUGGGCAGGAAGCACACACAGAGUCCCUGGAAGCGAGUUAAUUAAUUAAUCAAUCAGCUCUUGGGGGGUUUGGGAUAAAUUAAUUGCACCAUCCCAUCUCCCCCUUCUCUGCUGCAUUAGCUGUUUCCACUGACUCAGCAAAAAGUCCAAAAAGCAGUUACCAGGGGGCUCCAUCCUCAGGCCAGUGUGUCAGACACAGGUUUAUUUUAGUGCUGGUUCUCAGUGAAAAGUGUUGCUUAGACUUAAGAGGAAAGUGACAAAUUGGUUGUUUGUGUGAACACAUCCUUGAAUUUUUCCAUGUGAAAGAGAUCCAGACUUUGCAUCGCUGGUGUGGUGGUGAGGGCAUGUCCAUGUCCUCAGCUCUGAGCAGAGAAGGAAGAUUUAGGAGGGUGCCCAGUGUGGCUGUGGAUGUCCCAUUUCUGGAAAUGUUCAGGCACAGGGUUGGAUAUGGCUCAGAGCAACCUGGUCUAGUGAAAAAGUGUCCCUGCCCCAUGGCAAGGGGUUGGAAUGAGAUGAACUCUAAGGUCCCUUCCAACCCAAACCUUCAAAGAUUUUAUGAUUUUAAGAAUUAUUUCCAUUUUUAAAAACAAAACACUGAGUAUUAGGGCAAAUUAAAAGAAAUGCCUAAAAGAAUUCCCUAUAAAUCUGUCUGAAAGCUAUUGAGGCCAUUUAUUCCAGGCCAGGUUCCGGGGAAGCUGGGGGGCUGGAGCAGCACCAGGGGUUGUGUCAGUCAGCCAUUGGGCUGAUGGGCAGCUCCCCACAGGGAGGAGGAAAAGUCUCUUUUUGCUGAGGGGAAUGAAGAAUUUUAUUCUGUGAAUAGGACCAAAUCCAUCAGUCUGGUCAGUAAUAUGGGAUGGAUGGAAACAAACACAGCGGGGAAAAAAAAAUCAGCAAUGUCUGGGAACAGGUUUGACAGAAGAGGCUAACAAAGUGUGUGUUCACCAAAGCUAAAAAAAAAAAAAAAAUCAAAACAGUUUUUAAGCUGUUUUCUCUUUUUUCAUUAAAUCUGUUUGGUUUUGGUUUUCUCAGCCCUUCAGUGGUGGGAGGGUUUCCCUUCUUUCCAAAGAUUUGAGAGCCAAAGGGGGCUCCUGGCUGUCCCAAAAUGCUCCCAGGGCCCUCAAACCACCUAAAUCCUCCCAUGGAUGGAUGUGGCUCAUGUGAGUGUGUGUGUGAGUGUGAGUGUGAGACACUCCUCAGGUGCCUUUGCCUUUCUGGUUUGUAAAACCCUUGCAGUGUUCUGAUGUACAGAAUGGAACUAGGAAAAGCAAAUGGAAUUAUUAUACCAUGUAAAGUCA